Molecule: messenger RNA, 1954 nt
Organism: Myxozyma melibiosi
Lineage: Eukaryota; Fungi; Ascomycota; Lipomycetes; Lipomycetales; Lipomycetaceae
Exons: 2
Coding region: 180-1844 (554 amino acids)
Source: RefSeq, a predicted model, not a curated record
CUUUUCGCAUCCACACCGCUUCACCACCUCCGCAGCCAGCUCUUUGUCCUCCAAUUCAUUCACCAAACAAUCCGAGUCCUGCGUAAAAUCAGGUCCCUGGACUUGAGUCUUUUGUUUUUUGGCGGAGCGACCUCUCCUCUCCACUUCGCGUGCGCUCGCUAUCUCAGAUACCCGCAGCCAUGCCCGAGCUCACAGCAAACGACCUCUUCAGCAAGGAUCUCUCCUUCAGAUCGCCUCAUCCACGCCUACUCGCCAACCCCGCCGUCCGCAGCGGCAGCACCGGCGCCGGCACCGGCACCGCCAAUGGCUCUACAACCCCACUCUCGGCCCCAUCACGCGCUUCCCGCGGCCCAUCCUCGUCCUCCUCUUUUGCCUCGAGACCCCCCGCCCCAAGAUUCUCCCUCCCGUCUUCUUCCUCGUCGUCAGCUUCUCCCGGUAUCUUGCGCGCAAGUCCAAAGUUUACCGCGCAGGCAAAGGCGAAUGGCAACAUCAUCGCGCCGAGUGCGAAAAGAGUGGGGAUGGGUGCGAACGAGGAUCUUCAGAAACUGUUUUACCAGAGUCCGAUGCCUCGCUUUAGAGUGAAACUCCCAAGCUCUGCGUCACCGUUCCAACAGCCUACGCCAGCACCAACAUCGUCAACAAAUACACCCGCAACUAAGAGCACGAAUGUAACCAGCAGCGACCGCGCUACGCCACCUAAACCGAUGAAAUCGCCGCUGCGAGUGGUCGAGAAACUUGCGAAGGCUGUCGAAGUAGACUCGGGAAAUGAAACAGACCAAGACAGCGACGAUGUCGCAGAAGAGAAGCACUCACUGAAGCGCGUUAGAAAGAAAGAAGAGGUGCGAGCACAGCGACAACCCUCUCACACAUCACCAGCGCUCUCGACAGAGCCGCAAAAAGCCUCUUCUUUGUUCUCAGCGUCGUCACUUCUUCAGUCUCUCUUCCGUCCAGGAUCAUCAGCUUCAGAUACAUCUUCCACACCUGAGCCUUCGAAGAACUCCCUUCCCUCCCGCUCAGUCACGCCCGACGCAGAAAGCACAAAGACUACAUCCACCGGCCGCCCGCAAACGCCGGAAAGGAGCACCAGCAGCAGCCAAUCCAGACCCAACGCCUCGCCGUCAUCUCAGCCGCCGCACUCUUCAUCCCGCCGCAUCGUCAAACGGCGGGCAGACUCGGUCCAGCACACGAGCACUAAGACGCGGAUAAUAUCAACAGUCAAACCGAGCACUGUGGGUUCGGGAGAAAGCUCAGAUCGUGCUGAAGGACGGCAUUCGACGCCGGUGUCGAUCGUUCGCGUGUACGAGGCUGAUGCAGGUGAUUCUCCAAACGCGGGAUCAAAGGCCGCGCGAGCACCGAGUGCGUCCAAACCAGCUACCUCAUCAUCAUCAUCAUCAUCAUCAUCGUCAGCAGCAGCAGCAGUAGCAGCCCCUACAACGUCACGAGUUACCCCCGCACCAGAAAGUCCGGCCAAGCAAAGCCGCAAAACCCCGCCGUCAUCCCCGCGAGCCCGCCCCCGCUCAUCAACUCCCGCUCCCCCGACCCCCAGCAGUUCCUACAAACCCACGCAAUCGCAGAGCACACCCUCGCCAAAACCCUCACAUGUGCGCGCUCAUAAACCGGCGUCGACAGUUCUCCAGCAGCAGCAGCAGCAGCAGCCGGAGAAGGUGCGGCGCUCGGGACGGAGGAGAAUCGAGCCGUUGCAGUACUGGCGCAACGAGAGGAUCGUGUAUACCCUUGUUCAUGACGAGGACGGCGACGUUGUACCCACGAUUCGGCAGAUUAUUCGCGCGUCCGAAGGUGACUCGGGUGAAGGCCGAGGAGGUGAUUUGAGGAAACGGCGGUGAUUUCUCCAACUCAACUCAAACGACGAGGUUUAUAAUAUCUAAUCGAUCAGGGAACGCUAUUUAGCGUUUGUGUUUCUAUAAUUGUACGAUAGCAAAGAAUGAAUAGUUAA